AUGGGUAUUUCUCGAGACAGUUGGCAUAAGAGACGUGCCACUGGUGGAAAACGUUGCCCUCCACAUAAGAAGAGGAAGUUCGAAGUUGGUUGUUUUGUAAAUUUUGAUAACAACUGCAAAGGCGCUCAGCAGGACUAUUAUUUACAGAUAGGUCCAAGACGUGUACAUCUUGUGAGAUGUCGUGGUGGAAACAUUAAACAUCGUGCAUUGCGGCUUGAUACUGGGAACUUUUCGUGGGGUUCAGAAGGGGUCACUCGGAAAUCACGUAUAGUAGACACGAUUUAUAAUGCUUCAAACAAUGAAUUAGUCCGUACCAAAACUUUAGUUAAGAACUCUAUUAUCACCAUUGAUGCAGUUCCGUUCAGACAAUGGUAUGAGGCUCAUUAUGCAUUGCCUCUAGCACGCAAAAAGGGUGCUAAAUUGACUGAAGAUGAAGAAAAUCGAAUUAACAAAAAAAGAAGCAAAAGGACUAUGCAGAAGUACCUUGAAAGGCAGAAAAUAGCUGCAGUAGAACCUCAUCUCAUUGAGCAGUUCCAGAGCGGCAAGCUUUUGGCUUGUGUGAGUUCAAGGCCAGGCCAAGUUGGACGUUGCGAUGGUUACAUUUUAGAAGGAAAGGAGUUGGAAUUUUAUUUGCGUAAGAUUCGUGCCAAGAAGGCUAAAUAA
This is a messenger RNA of Enterobius vermicularis (human pinworm), 663 nucleotides long. Lineage: Eukaryota; Metazoa; Nematoda; Chromadorea; Rhabditida; Oxyuridae. The record is from the annotation of a GenBank genome assembly.